AUGGGCUUCACAACCGGCUUCACAGGAGGCGUGACUCUCACCCUCUCGAUAGCCUACCUCACAGUCCUCGCCCACCAGCGCAACCGCGAACAACAAGCCGCCAUCCUGCGUCAGCAGACCCGCCUCCUCUCCGGCGUCGUCGACCCUCUACCCCCCGCGCUCCCGCCCACGCGCGCCGAGCUCGCCGCAGCCGAGCGCGCGAACCUGAUCGAGACCGCCAAGGACCGCUGGAACGCCGAGGUCGAGUCCGCCGUCCGCUGGGCCCAGAACAAGGACUGGGAGGGGACGCGCGACGGGCUCGAGGGCGCCAUCGGCCGCGCCUGGACCCGCUUCUUCGGCGAUGCGCAGCAGCAGGCCCAGGAAGGCGUGCGGAACGCCGAGCAGAAGACCGAGGCCGCGGUCAGGAAUGCGGCGGACAGGGCCAGGGGAGAGCUGCAGAGAGAUGCGGCUGCGUCGAAGCGGCAGGCUGAGAACGUGGCUGGAGGCGUAGCCGCGGCUGCGAAGAGCGCGUACGCUGAUGCGAAGGUCAGGGGCGCUGAGGCGGUGAGCAAGACUGAGGACAAGGCUCAGGAGGCCCGUGGCUCGGUUCUGGAUGCUAUUGGCAAGGGCAUCGAUAAGGGGAGGGAGGUCUUUGGCAAGGCGAGGUCGGCCGUGGUCGAUGCGGAAGACAAGGUUGAGACGAAGCUGGCCGAUAAGCUGCCGCCUACGUCUCCGGCUGAGAAGGCCCUGAGACAGCGGUAUGAGGAGACCCCGCGUGGCCUGGACCGGACUGCGGAGGAGGUGUUGGCGGCAAGGUACAUCCCGGUUGACAACAAGGACAACACCAACCUGAAAGCGUUAUAG
Messenger RNA from Anthostomella pinea, 843 nucleotides. Lineage: Eukaryota; Fungi; Ascomycota; Sordariomycetes; Xylariales; Xylariaceae. The record is from the annotation of a GenBank genome assembly.